GCUGCGUGUGCGCGGUCGCAGCCACCAGGUAAUUGGGUACCGGGCAUGCUUGUCAUUAUGGACUCCCGGUGUGCUGGCACUUGAACGAUUCGUAUAGUUUACGGUAUUCUGGUUAAAAUGCCCAGGCAUUCUGGGUUAACGCUUGGUGUGGCAUCAUUGGUGGGAACAACUGUAGGAUGUCUUGUUCUUUGGAAGUUUAUAAAUCACCGGAGGAGGCAGCUCCGUGCAGCGAAUGACCGAAUUAACACAAGUGCCGGAGCGGUUACUUGCACUAACUGCGUGAAGAACCAUAUCGAGCAGGUAGCGUACUCGGGCGUUUCUUCAGCAGAGCAGAUUCUGGAAGCGGAAAUUAAAGUGGUCUCGCAAACAGAUGAAUGGGAGCAAGUAUGGCCUCUGAUGAUGAAAGAGAUUGCCGAAUACCCGGUGCUUGGUAUGGAUUGUGAAUGGGUAUCUGUGGAAGGAAAGGCAAACCCGGUUUCUUUGCUUCAGAUGGCUUCGCACAGUGGCUUCUCCAUCUUGGUUCGCUUGCCCCAGUUGACCCGUUCCGGAAAUCCCAUCCCAAACACACUCUGCGAUCUCUUGGCAGACAGCCGUAUCCUCAAAGUUGGGGUUGGAUGCUACGAAGACUCGGUGAAGCUUCUGGGUGACUACGGUCUUUCUGUGCAAGGGAUUGUGGAUGUCCGUUAUCUUGCACUGAGACAUAGAAGAGACAUUUUUCAAAACAGUUUAAGCCUUAAAUCUCUCUCUGAGACCGUCUUAUCCUUCCCCCUGGAUAAAUCCUUUCAGUUGCGCUGCAGCAACUGGGACGCAGAAGAGUUUAGUGAGGAUCAGGUUUUGUACGCCGCAAGGGAUGCCCAAGUCUCUGUGGCCCUUUUUCUUCAGCUGCUGGGGUUCUUCUCGGCAAACUCCCCUUGCCCCUGGGAAUCGUUGCUGGGGAAGUGCCAGGGCUUGAUAGAUAUCCCUUUUAGAGCAAAGUCUAGCAGUAUCGAAAACGGCGGCGCAAACGGAGGACCGAGGCAGAAAAAGGAGGGCGACGACGAGAAACCGACCCAAAGUUCUCCUGGGAAAGACCCACGUAAGAAUAAGAAGAAGCCACUUGGAGUUGGAUACUCUGCAAGAAAGUCCCCACUUUAUGAUAACUGUUUCCUGCAUGCCCCUGAUGGACAACCCCUGUGUACUUGUGAUCGUAAGAAGGCUCAGUGGUACCUGGAUAAAGGCAUUGGAGACCUGAUUAGCGAUGACCCAUUUAUUGUGCGGUUACGAUUUGAACCAUCUGGUCGUCCGGAGUCCAACGUGGAUUAUUAUCUGACUGUGAAAGAGAACCUUUGUGUAGUGUGCGGCAAAAGAGAGUCUUAUAUAAGGAAAAACAUUGUCCCCCACGAGUACCGGCGGCACUUCCCUAUUCAAAUGAAGGAUCACAACUCUCACGAUGUGCUGCUGCUGUGCACGUCAUGCCAUGCGGUGUCCAACUACCACGAUACCUCCCUGAAACAGAGGUUGUCUGAGGAGUUCAGCGCCCCCAUAGGCUGCGAGGAAGGCGUGCGCAUGUUAGAGGAUCCGGUGCGCAGGCAAGUGCGCUCGGCGGCCAGGGCUCUACUAAACGCAUCCAAGCUCCCCGAGCAUCGCAGAGAUGAGCUCCUGGCAGAAAUCAAAGACUUUUAUGGGGUGGACGCCGUCGCAGAAGAACAACUGCAAGAGACGGCAAACCUUGAAACCAGGAUCUUCAACGAAACCUAUGUGCCCCACGGGCUGAAAGUGGUGCAGAGCUUUGCUAAGGGCGGACUCAAAUCUCUAAUGCAGCUGGAGAAACGGUGGCGCCAGCACUUCUUGGACACCAUGCAGCCCAAGCAUCUCCCUCCGCACUGGUCUGUGGAUCACAACCACAGCAAGCUGCUUAGGAAAUACGGUGAAAACUUGGUUAUCCCUGUGGGCUAGCCCCGCAUCGAAAGACGCGUUCUUGCCGUAAACUUAAUUGAACCUGGAUUCAUCCAUGUUUUCUUAUACGCCGCAUUGUAAGGACAUCUGGUUGAAAAUGAUAGACUCAUCUAAUGACUUAUCAUUGAUCAGCCACGGAUUCCUUAAAAUGUGACUCGUUUUUGUGGACGUUGGUUACCAUGGUUUCCUUCUUCCUUUGUUUAAAAAUUCAAAACAAAAAAAAAAAUAUGUAUUUAUCCUUGAGUUUUACCAGAACAGUUUUAGAAGCUCCUUAGCCCUCGUGGGAUAAAGGAUGAUUUCAAUUUUAACUCUGAUUGAGAUACAUUUUCUGCUAAAACUGUUUUGGCAUACGGUGAAAAUGUACUGUGCAUUUGAGAGCGACUCUUUUUUUACGUUAAUAUUAUGGAGGACCAGCUGACCUUCUCUGUGCUGCAUUCUUUGAAUCCUUUUAGUAAUCUAGCAGACGGAUCUUUUCUAUAUUCUUAUGAAACGCGUGUCCUCCGUGAGUGGAGGCUGAGACCUAAAUAGUUUUUGUUUUUUGGGAUGCAGCAGUCUGUGCGUGAGAAAUCUGUGAUUCCCCGUUGACCGAUUUUUCUCACUUUCUUAAGACUUACUUAUUUAUUUUUUAAUUCUCCCGUUAAGUUAUUUAUAAUUUUUGUGCGGAGAAAAUGACAAAUUUUUUUGACUGUGCCUCUAAUCUUCACAAAUGCAUUAAAGAAAAAAAAAUAUCCUUA
Molecule: messenger RNA, 2669 nt
Organism: Spea bombifrons (plains spadefoot toad)
Lineage: Eukaryota; Metazoa; Chordata; Amphibia; Anura; Pelobatidae
Gene: EXD2
Product: exonuclease 3'-5' domain containing 2
Exons: 9
Coding region: 118-1935 (605 amino acids)
Biological process (GO): nucleobase-containing compound metabolic process
Cellular component (GO): nucleus; cytoplasm
Molecular function (GO): 3'-5' exonuclease activity; nucleic acid binding
Source: RefSeq, a predicted model, not a curated record